Molecule: messenger RNA, 2390 nt
Organism: Cimex lectularius (bed bug)
Lineage: Eukaryota; Metazoa; Arthropoda; Insecta; Hemiptera; Cimicidae
Product: probable cytochrome P450 6a20
Exons: 5
Coding region: 24-1466 (480 amino acids)
Molecular function (GO): iron ion binding; heme binding; monooxygenase activity
Source: RefSeq, a predicted model, not a curated record
UUUUAAUUUUAGUCACAAUUUUAAUGACAUUUUUGUAUUAUUAUGGUACUGCUACGUACAGCUUUUGGAAAAAAAGAGGAGUCCCUUACAUCAAGCCAAAGUACCCGUUUCUUGGUACAAUCGAGUCCGAUCUUGCGAUGGAGGCUGAAGUGCAAAAAGAAAUGUAUUGUACUUUCAAAGAUGAACCGUUUUUCGGUUCGUUUUCGUUCAGACAGCCUGUCCUUUUUUUAAGAGACCCUGGUCUUGUUGAAUACAUUUUGAUCAAAGAUUUUUCAUUGUUCACCGACAGAGGAUUUAUCGGUGAUGCGAAUGAUCCGACAUUAGCCAAUAUCGUCAAUCUCGAAGGUCCGGUUUGGAAGGCGCUUAGGGAUAAAUUGAAUCCGGCGUUUUCACGUUUCAAACUGAAAGGAAUGCAGGAUCAAAUCGUAGCAUGCUCAGACGAACUGGUGAAUUUUUUAUCGAAAUACACAGACGGGACUCCAUUCGAAGCGAGGGGGUUGAUGAUAAAAUUUUCAAUGAAUGUAAUCGCUUCCUGCGCUUUUGGUAUAAACGGUGAUAGCUUCAAGAAUGAUUCUUCGCUGGUGAAAAUCCAGCAGUCGAUUUUUGCAAAGCCAAAAAAUAAAUUUUCACACCUCGUUAAACUCUACAUACCUUGGCUCGCUGAAUUAUUAAAAAUGCAUCAGAUUUCCCAAGAAACGCAAGAUAUGUUUGGAAAUGUUUUACAAACCGUAUUAAACUACAGAAAAAUGAAUGAUAUACAUAUAAAAGAUCUUUUAACUAUCCUUGAUCAAUUGAAACGCGACAAAGCAAAUAUUGCAAAUAAACUUAAAUUCGACCAUACGGUUUUCUUAUCUAAUGCAAUAGUAUUUUUUGUCGCCGCUUUUCAAACGACAUCAACCACCCUUCACUUUGCUCUUUAUGAACUGGCAGUCAAUCAAGAUGUGCAGGAGAGAUUAUAUCAAGAGAUAAUAAACCAUAUUAGUCAGAGUGAUUUGAAAUCUAAUGAAUCCUUCGUUAAUAUUAACUAUGUAAAACAAGUAAUUUCAGAAACACUUCGAAAACAUCCACCAGCGAAAGCAGUUUCGCGUAAAUCUCUGCAGCAGUACAAGCUUCCUGGGACGGAGGUCGUCAUCCCGCCAGGGACGAUAGUCACGGUGCCGGUUUAUAGCCUGCACAACGAUCCGAAAUACUUUCCGGAGCCGGGUAAAUUCGAUCCGGAAAGAUUCGGCGACGUGAGAAAAGACCGGAUGGUUAAAAAUGCAUUCGUACCAUUCGGCGAUGGGCCAAGAAAGUGCAUCGGGUCUCGAUUUGCAAGGUUAGAAGUGGAAAUCGCCCUGACAAAAAUUAUUCUAAACUAUAAAGUGACGCUCAACGAAAAGACAAAUAUACCGAUUAAAUACAGAAAAGGUACGCUGUUAUUAGCCGUAGAUGGAGGGGUGUGGAUUAACAUCACCAAACGCAGCUGAAAAAAAAAAAGGCGAGUGUGUACAGUAAUUGCAUCGUUAAAACCAUAUAUAAUAUUUACAGGAGGUCAGAGAACGAAAAUUGAUCGCCACUAACUUGCAUUUUUAUAAACUGGUGAAAUUUAUGACUUCAAAUAAUAAUUAAUGGGACACAAAGCAAUUAAAAUUAUUUUUUAAUUGACAGUAUAUGAACAUUUAAAGUAAAAUGAAAAUAUGCAAAGAAACAAAUUUCUUACAAAUUUUCUCUAAUAAAUAAUUAAUCCUGUUAUACUUAGGUUUUCUUUUACCCCUCUACAUACAUGAUACUUAGAUUAUGAAGAUAUUCAGCACAGAUUCUGUGGUUUGUCCUUAAACUGAUUGAUUGUGCCAAUUUUAGCCCUUUUUGGGACCGACAUAAAAGGGAAGAUUGAAAAAUAAAAUCAUUCGAGGCCGGGAGCCAAUUCGAGCACAGGGAUAUGAGUUGAGCCCUGGCUGGAAGAGGCCAAGAUCAGGAGAGUCAACCGAUGAGUAGAGUCGAGACCAAAAACUGAGUAAGGGGCAGAGAUGAGUCGAAUGACGGCAUCUGAUUUUUUCUAAAUUAUCCAAUCCAUGGAGACUAAUGUUUUGUUUGACAUUUUCAACUGUUCAGUCUACCCUGUUUUAAAUUGCAAAUUAAUUUAGCUAAGCAAAAUAAUUUUCAAUGUUCAAUAAUAGAUUUUAUCUCAGUUUUUAUACUAUUAUUGUCAAAAUAUUUUUCUCUACUUUUGUAUUUCUCAUGGAAUAUGCAGAACUGCAACCACUAUUGCUAAAUUUCCAUGUUCCACGGUUACAGUUAUCUAAUUAUUAUCUAGUUACUUAAAGUUUAGUCUGAUUUCUCAUCUCAUGGGGACGAGAAAUAAAUUUCCUUUAAAUUGUAUCACUUUUUACCUUUCCUUAAAUCAAUUUAAA